AUGGCAGCUGAUCCCAUCGGAGAAGUUAUUGUUGAAAUUAGUUCUUACACCACAAGAAGCUCAGCCUCAGCUCAAGUUUUUCCGGACACAACAAGCCCCUCAAACUUAGAUAUUACAAGUACAAAUUGGGAAUGUGGUGAGCUCAAUCCACAGGACGCGUGGCUACCCAUCACUGAGUCCAGGAGUGGCAAUACCUACUAUGCUACCUUCCAUUUACUCUCUUCAGGAAUUGGAACUCAAGCCCUUUUACUACCUCUUGCAUUUGCCACUCUUGGAUGGCCUUGGGGAAUUAUAUGCUUCUCACUAGCAUUUGUGUGGCAAAUAUACACCAAAUGGCUUCUCGUACAUCUACACGAAUCUGAAAAUGGAUUUAGGAACAGUAGAUACCUCCACCUCGCACUAACGGCCUUCGGUAAAAAGUUAGGGAUGAUUCUAGCAAUGUUCCCAGUUAUCUAUCAAUCAAAUGGUACUUGUGCACAGCUGAUCAUCGUAGGAGGUGGAACCUUGAAGCUUUUCUUCAAAACUGUGUGUGAGGAUGGAGCCACUUGCCAUCCAUUGACUGGUACCGAGUGCUUCUUGUUGUUUACAUGCAUGGCUGUGGUUCUCGCCCAAUUUCCCAACUUGAACUCCGUAGCUAGACUCUCCUUGAUCGGUGCCGUCGCAUCAGUUGUAUAUUGCACUACUGUUUGGACUCUUUCAGUUGGAAAAGGCAGGGACCAUGACUACACAUCAUAUGAUCCACCAGCGAUGGAGUCCACCAUGGAUAUAUUUGGUGGCAAACUGAAUGCUGUUGGCAUUAUUUUUCUUACAUUCAGAGGUCACAAUGUAAUUCUUGAGAUACAGGGCACAUUACCAUCAAACCCCAGAUACCCAAUACAUAAGCGAAUGUGGAGAGGAGUGACUAUAGCUUAUGCACUCAUAGCCGUGUGUUUUCUUCCUCUGGCCAUAGGUGGAUUUUGGGCUUUCGGCAACAAGGUACCAACUUCCUAUAGAGGAGUAUUAAUCUUGGUUUCACAAUUCCAUGGACAUAAAAACACUUCAAACUUUGUACUUGGAUCAUUUUGCAUGCUUGUGGUGAUACACUGCUUAAGCACAUUCCAAAUCUAUGGCAUGGUGGCUUUUGAUAGUCUGGAGUCAAAGUACACUAUCAGGAAGAACAAGCCGUGUCCAAGGUGGCUUCGCGUAGCUUUACGCAUUUUCUCCGGAGGAGUGGAAUUCUUCAUAGCAGUUGCUCUUCCAUUCUUGGGAAGCCUGGCACCUCUAAUCGGAGGGUUGACAUUGCCUUUGGCAUAUGCUUACCCAUGUUUCAUGUGGAUUUCAAUCAAGAAACCAAAGCAAAAAGGAGCAGUGUGGUGGAUUAACAUAGGACUUGGAUGCUUAGGCUUGGCUUUGAGUGUCAUUUUAGUUGUUGCAGCAGCUUGGAAUUUAGCUGACAAAGGUCUAAAUGCCAACUUCUUUAAGCCUUAA
Pyrus x bretschneideri (Chinese white pear) is the source of this 1467-nucleotide messenger RNA. RefSeq names its product lysine histidine transporter-like 8. Gene Ontology annotation, cellular component: plasma membrane. The transcript is spliced from 5 exons. The record is from RefSeq and is a predicted model, not a curated record. Bases 1 to 1467 code for a protein of 488 amino acids. NCBI's taxonomy places the organism in Eukaryota, Viridiplantae, Streptophyta, Magnoliopsida, Rosales, Rosaceae.